AUACUUUCAUUAGCAAUGAUUAAGCUCAAGGCUUGCUGACAAUGGAGGCCAAUGAGAGGCAUUGUACACUGUAAAAACCAACACCAAUUGGAAAGUUGCAUUUCAUUGACGUCACUCUUCUUGUAAAAUACGGAAACCCCAAAGCCAAUAAUCAUCGAAAUCAACAACUUGAGCUUCUUUGAUACCCUUUCUUGAGUUCCAUUAUUGAGAUAAUCGGCAGCAAUUCUAUAAGAUAAUGCUGAGAUUCCGAUGUCUUCGAUUAUUCAAAUCACCGUUCGACGCCUCUUUUAUUCAAUCGUUCAGACCCCAAGCUUCUUUCAUUCGAGCUAAAAUGGGUUCGUAUUCUACGACGUCGUCUUCUGCUCAUCACUGCCCUAAACUUGUUUUCCGUCAGCUUUUCGAGAAGGAAUCGUCUACCUAUACUUACCUUCUUGCUGAUGCUUCGCAACCACAAAAGCCUGCUCUGCUGAUUGACCCAGUGGACAAAACAGCAGAUCGUGAUCUUGCACUUGUUAAGGAACUGGGUUUGAAUCUUUUCUAUGCUAUAAACACACAUGUACACGCUGAUCAUGUCACUGGCUCUGGCUUGAUCAAGACAAAGUUCCCUGGUGUGAAAUCAAUCAUAUCCAAAGCAAGCAAUGCAAAAGCUGAUCUUUUUGUUGAACCUGGUGAUAAGAUCUACUUUGGUGAUAUUUUUCUGGAGGUUCGUGCAACUCCUGGUCAUACACUAGGGUGUGUUACCUACGUCACAGGAGAUGGACCCAAUCAACCUCAACCAAGAAUGGCCUUUACUGGUGAUGCCCUUUUGAUACGUGGAUGUGGAAGGACAGACUUUCAGGGUGGAAGUUCAGACAAAUUGUAUGAUUCAGUUCAAUCACAGAUUUACACAUUGCCCAAAGACACAUUGGUAUAUCCUGCUCAUGACUACAAAGGGUUCACCGUCAGCACAGUGGGAGAGGAGAUGCUAUACAAUCCACGCCUAUCAAAAGAUAAGGAAACAUUCAAAAACAUCAUGCAGAAUUUGAAUUUGUCAUAUCCAACAAUGAUGGACGUUGCAGUUCCUGCUAACAUGGUUUGCGGAUUACAAGAGACAAAAUCAGAAGCAUGCUAAAUUUUUGUUUGAUUCUCUAUUCAUUUCAUGGUCGCUACGAGUGUAAAUGGGAAGCAGGGUAUACCCGUUUGAAGUGAAAGCUUACUAAAUAAUGUUUAGCUGGAGAAGUUUGAAUAAGAUAUACCACAAUAUAGUUUCAAGAAGCUAUGUAGUUUUAAUUGAUAAGAAUCUUGAAUAUGUGUGAUAAGACAAGUCAGUGAAUCUUGAAUAUAUGUGUGGAACUUGAUUUGUGAGAUAGCUAAUGGGAAUAACAAAAGUGAAAUUUAUCAGCUGUU
Molecule: messenger RNA, 1386 nt
Organism: Solanum dulcamara
Lineage: Eukaryota; Viridiplantae; Streptophyta; Magnoliopsida; Solanales; Solanaceae
Product: persulfide dioxygenase ETHE1 homolog, mitochondrial-like
Exons: 9
Coding region: 236-1111 (291 amino acids)
Biological process (GO): hydrogen sulfide metabolic process; glutathione metabolic process
Molecular function (GO): sulfur dioxygenase activity
Source: RefSeq, a predicted model, not a curated record